This is a messenger RNA of Cuscuta europaea, 675 nucleotides long. The record is from the annotation of a GenBank genome assembly. NCBI's taxonomy places the organism in Eukaryota, Viridiplantae, Streptophyta, Magnoliopsida, Solanales, Convolvulaceae.
UUUCAAAGCAUUUCAAAACAUAAGAUAUAACAAUGGCCUUUGCCCAAUGCAUAAUUCUUGCUGCGUCCUUUUUUCUCUUUAACUUUUGUUCUUCUCAAAUUACCAAUGCAAUUCUAAAUGAUUUUUCACUUGCCAUUGCAACAUGGUAUGGUCCACCAAAUGGGCAUGGAACAGAUACUGGAGCUUGUGGAUAUGGAGACGUUGGCAAGCCUCCCUACAAUUCCAUGAUUUCUGCGGGAAACCAAGCUCUAUAUAAGAGUGGCAAAGGUUGUGGAGAAUGUUAUCAGGUAAAAUGCACUGAAAAUCCAAUAUGCUCAGGAGAACCCAUUAAAGUUUACAUAACAGAUGAAUGCCCGGGUGCAUGCAACAAUGAACCAGUUUGGUUUGACUUGGGUGGACUCGCUUUUGGUUACAUGGGAAAACCGGGUCAAGGUGAUGCCAUGCGCAAUCUUGGAAGGGUUAAAAUUUGGUAUCAAAGCGUUCCAUGCUAGGAAUGAAGGAAGCUGGAGGGAGCUGAUCCAUCAGUCUUCAAAUGAUUGCAAUAUAAUUAUCACUCAUGUUCAUAUCAGGGAUGAUUAAAAUGUCACCACUUUCUAUACCUAUGGAUUUUUAUAUGUUAAUAAGAUAUCUAUAGUUUUGUACUCUACCAAUCACAAAGAAAUAAAAGGGGAAAAG